AUGGGAUCAAGUGACGGCAUCAGGGUUUCCCCUGACAAGGACUUGAUCUGGCACGCCGACACACCUGUGGAAAUUAUCCAUACGAUUCUCCUUGGUGCUGUUCGAUAUGUAUGGCAUCAUCUUCACUCAAAGCAAUGGUCCGACGAGGACCGACACCUUCUCGCAAUUCACCUGGAAUCGACCGACAUCAGCAACAUGAACAUGCCUCCAAUGCGGGCCGCUUACAAGAUCCAAUACCGCAAUAAUCUCAUCGGAAAAGAUUACAAGGCCAUAAUGCAAGCACUUGUAUUCCAUAUCCAUGGCAUUUGCACACCUGAGCAGUUUCAGCUCGUGAAGGCGACAGCUGACUUGGGCGCUUGGGUGUGGGUUCCAGAGAUCGAUGACAUGCCCACCUAUAUUGCGCAGCUCAAAAUAGCCGUGGCAAACGUCCUUGAUGCAUGGGAUGCUGUCGACCCACUCAGAAUUAUUGUCAAAAUCAAACUGCAUUUAUUGGCUCACCUGGCUGAAGAUGUCGAAUGGUACGGGCCUCCCGUGCGCUUCUCAACCGAAACACAGGAAGGAUACAAUGCAAUUUUCCGCAUGUGUUCCAUUAACGGGAAUAAUCAGGCGCCGAGUCGAGAUAUCGCGGCUAAGUUUGCGUCAAUGGCGACCGUGAAGCACAUUCUAUGUGGUGGUUACUGGCAGUCUACAACUGACGGAAAAUGGAUUCAAUCUGGCGAAGAAACUCGCAAACUAUUACUUACCGACCCAAUGUUUCAACGACAUCUUGGAUGGGUCCAAAAUUCGGCUCCAACGCCCGGUUUCGUUCGUUUCUUGGGUAUCAAGACUACGGCAGCACUUGCAUGGGCCGAGACCAAGGCCAAGCAAUACUGGACCCAUGAUAAGGAACCGUCUCAAGCACACUGGCGACGGGGUAAAUAUGUCAUUGCACAAAGUGGAGACCAAGUAAAAGAACAUACCUGGGUGUUUGCCAGAGACGGAGAGCGCAACCCUGUGCUUGGGCGGGUCAAGGAAAUCAUUGGAGACACAAAGUCGAAUAUGGCGUUUGUCACGCUCGAACGGUUCAUUUGCACCGAUACACGGCAUCCAGACUUUCUCUGGCCAGUAGUUCGCCGCCCGAAUGGCCCCGAAAUCCAGACUGGGAGGACGUCAUUCCUCGUUGUCAACGGGGUCGAUAUUCUCUUCUCCUGCUCAGUCCAGCACAACUGCAGGAACGAAGGCUGCCGUCCAUCAGUCUUUGGAAAGCAGCAGCAGGAGCGGGAGGAGACGAACCAUGAUGUGCAGCUCAUCAAACACACCGACGAUAACCACUUUAUCCUCAACCUCGGAUGUCUCCAUAACUUCGUUGAGCUGACGCGGUUGCUCCCCGCACCGAUGUAUCGACUGGAAUACCUGCAAAGUGACCGUAAGGGCUUCCAUACGGGUGUCACGGCCAAGGCACAUAACGCACGGGACACGGCGCGUGAGAAGACCGCACAGGAACGGCGAGCCAACGCUCAAGCAAAGCUUGCAGAGGCUGUAAAAGCAGCUGCAGAUGCACAACAAGCGGCCAACGAUGCAGUGGUCAUUCCUGCGGGAGCCUGUGCCGCAGAUGUUGAUGAGGAUGGGGGAGAUGGCAGCGAGCCCACAGGAGCACUGGAAGCACCAGCUGAUGAUACCCUGGGUGAUAGCGAGGUGGAAGAGCAGUCAGAUCCCGAGGGAAGCGACGAGUCUGAUGGUUAUGUGCCGGGUGGAAAAAGAAAGCGCCAGCCACACGGUCGAGGGCGCGCUGGUCGUGGCAGAAAGCGAGGAAGAUGGUAA
This is a messenger RNA of Mycena indigotica, 1800 nucleotides long. RefSeq lists its product as uncharacterized. The record is from RefSeq and is a predicted model, not a curated record. Bases 1 to 1800 code for a protein of 599 amino acids. NCBI's taxonomy places the organism in Eukaryota, Fungi, Basidiomycota, Agaricomycetes, Agaricales, Mycenaceae. The transcript has a single exon.